Molecule: messenger RNA, 1723 nt
Organism: Folsomia candida
Lineage: Eukaryota; Metazoa; Arthropoda; Collembola; Entomobryomorpha; Isotomidae
Exons: 3
Coding region: 628-1332 (234 amino acids)
Source: RefSeq, a predicted model, not a curated record
GACCACCCACAAGUUAUUUAUUACUGUUUCAACUUCAGAACAAUGAAGGACACACGAUAAUUUACCUGGAAAACAAAUUUGCGAAACAAUGUUUCGCGUAAUUGUGAUCCCAUUUUUCUAUAUUUGUGUGCUAAUACUAUUUCCACUUUUCAUUAUACUGUUCAUCCCUUUCCUAAUAUACCGCCAAAUCGUGUCCCGCCUUUGUCACCUGUUUGGGGACACAUCAAUCGGGAAGAUCCUAAACGCCGCGGCAACAUCGCAUGCAUUAGCAGGACAGGAAGCAACAUAAUCCCCUUUACGGUGGAAGGGAUUCCAGAUCUGGCACAUAUUAAGGCACAGUUCGCCGAAAAAAUUCUAAAUUCAAAAGAUCCCGCUGGUGAUGGACCACUUUACCCCGAACUCCGUCAGACUAUCGUUUCCUGGGGAGGGUAUUUCUUCUGGGCAGAUCUUCCCAACUUUACCCUGCCCAUCCGAUUAUUGGAUAUCGAUCCAAUCGAUAUUGACUCCAACGAGGGAAUCAGUUUACUACGGACUUUGUACAACAGGGAAUAGAAAUUUGGCCAAGAAGCGCUGUGGGAGUUGGUCAUAGUUCCCGGGAUUGAGGGGAAAUUUUGCGUCCUUUUCAUAAUGCAUCACGCCCUAGCGGAUGGCUUCUCUAUGAAAAAGUUGAUUAAUAAAGUUAGCCAACCGCCAAUUGUGGAGGACAAGGUGACGCUUACCAAGCCGGAACAACGGGAAACUGUAGUUUCCCUGGUAUGUAAUUUGGUAAAAACCAUGGUUAAAAUCCCAUACGACGUUUCCACCUAUUUAGAAGUACUUUUCAGAACAAAGAUAUUACGUAGCGGUAGACAAGUAACAAGAUCAGAAUACGUCUCUGUGAUUGACAAGCAAAGUCUGGGAAUGACGCUUUGCACAAAGUCAAUCAAUUUGGCAGUAGUGAAGAAAAUUGCGGCGGGUCAUUCUGUUUCUGCGAGUGCCGUCUUAAUUUCCGCGGUUCAAGGGUCAAUCCAAAAAUGUGGAGGUGCGAAAGGGCUUUUGUACUUCCCGCUACCAACAGAUUUUCAUCCGGAGAAAUUGAGAAAUGUCAGUGCUAUGGGGUACACCGAACUUUUGCAAGAUGGAAACCGUCGUGAAAAACUUGAACGAACUGAAGAACAAUUACGAAACUUCAAAUCAUCCACAUUUCCCGGUGAAAAAAUAGUGCAUGGAAUCCGAAAAACUUGUCAAGCCUCAAUAUUAAUUAUUCUUACUUCUGACAUUUUUUCAUAUGUGAAUAUGUCCCUUAAUCAACUGCGGUUUUGCAUGUAUUUACUGGACUGCAAAUAUGUAUAGCUAAAUAAAUAUGCAGAUGUGCGGAAACAUUAAAAAAUAUUCAGAAAGUAUAUUUGGCUGACUAUUUAAAAUUUUUAUUAAUAUGUACGUAUAUUUAUAUUAGAUACAUGGGGCAGCCAUGGAUGCAAAACUUAUAACUUAAAAUUUUGACGUAUGACUUAAUUUAUAAUUAUAAAUGCACAUUAACAUAUGGCAUUUCUAUUACUUAUGUAUAACUUAUAAAACAGGUCAUACGUCAUAAUUUUAAGUUAUAAGUUACAUAUAUGUCCAUAGCUACUCCAUGUAUCUUAUUAUCAGAACUUGCACCAGUUGCAUAAAUGGAAGUUAACAUAGAUACAUCAAUAAAUUGGACACAUAUGAACUAAAUAAAUCUGUACACAUGUAAACUUGA